Molecule: messenger RNA, 626 nt
Organism: Drosophila innubila
Lineage: Eukaryota; Metazoa; Arthropoda; Insecta; Diptera; Drosophilidae
Gene: Cp18
Product: chorion protein S18
Exons: 2
Coding region: 16-525 (169 amino acids)
Biological process (GO): multicellular organism development
Cellular component (GO): egg chorion
Source: RefSeq, a predicted model, not a curated record
CCCAAGCCAAACAAAAUGAUGAAGUUCAUGUGCAUUUUCGUCUGCGCCAUCGCCGCUGUUUCGGCCAACGCUUAUGGUCGUCAAGGAUACGGCAGUGCUCCAGUUGGUGGCUAUGCCUACCAGGUGCAGCCUGCUCUGACCGUCAAGGCUAUCGUGCCCGCUGGUGGAUAUGGUGGUAACAGCUAUGGUGCCGGCUAUGGUGGCAACAACUACGCACGCACCGUUGAGGUGCCAGUCUCCGCCGUCUACACCUCGAAUGCCGGAUACGGACAUGGUUAUGGACAUGGUGCUCCAGUUGUCGAUCGUCAUGCUCUUGGUCUGGCCAAGCUCUCCCUGGCUGCCCCCAGUGCUGGUGCUCCUCUGGUCUGGAAGGAGCCCCGUCAGGUUGUCCACCAAUCCUAUGGCUCUCACCAGAGCUAUGCCCCACAGCACAGCUAUGCCGAGAAGGCUCAGGGUGCAUCCGCUGCUGCUGCGUCCGCUGCCGUCGCUGGCAAGAAGAGCGGUUACCAAAACUCCGGCUAUUAAGCGACUUAAAAACUCAACAGUGAAUCGAAAGCUUAACACUCGAGAGUUAAGUCUAUAAGGCGUUAGAAAGUAAUAAAAACAACAAAUCAUCAAAACAAAUC